UACGACUGAAGCAGGUGUCCGGUUAGGACAGGACACGACACGACGCCGCUUUUCAGUGAAGAGGGUGCUGCUGGCGCGCCCCGCUCUCCUCCGCUGUGUGGUGCUAUGGAGCAGCCGAUUUGCGUUCGGGGCAUGGGGGCGGCUGGCGGAGAGUAACCGGGACAUCAGAGGAAAGGUGACUUCAAUACGCCUCAGACUCAGAGUUUGCUCGUGUCACAGCUGAAUGCAGAAAUACAUGAGUACUUGAAGGAUUCUUAAUUGAAAGUGAGUUUGAGAGGAUAGAAGACCAUGGAAGAAAGAAAAGGGAGAGGAGCACCAGGGGAAGGUGUUGGCAGGUAAACAGAUAAGGCCCCGCACAGAACUUGUCUAUGCAGCAUCCUCUGACUUCUGGAGAUGGAGCAUCUCUGCAGAAGAGCAGUACUGCUCCAAGAUGUCAUCAGCCAGAACCACUUAGAUCAACUGUUCAACAGUAUGACUUCAAUUACCAGAACAGCUACCAGCCAUCUGCUCACAACGUCAUCAGACCUCUUUGUCCUACAUCUUUGGGUGAUACUCAAGGAUCUGGUCAGAUGUACACCACUCUUCCCAUGGAUUCUUCAUUAUUUAUACCAUGUGUUCCAAACAUGACUACUGCCAGACCACAAUCCGGGCAGGCGUUUAUAAGCACUCCUCAGCAAGCAAGUUACAUUGCAAGUGGUGAACCUUACCCAACUCAAGUUCCUUACUUUGUCCCUUCUUACAGUACUACUCAGGUUUUUCCAUCCCAUUCUGCUACGAUUCACCAAACUUAUCCUAGUUUCUGUUAUCAAGCUACGUCUGAUUUCAACACCCAGUAUAAUGUUUCCUUAACCUCACAGGCUCUUCAUCUUGCCACCAGUCAGCCUUCAUUUAAUGCCUUUUCCGGUCAAACAAAAGCAUUGCCAAAAAUGGGGCAGGAACAUCCCCAGGCAUCAUUUCAAUCUUGCCAUGCUGGAAAUACUAGUGCUUCUUUGCAACCCCAAGUUGGAGCAUCGCUGACAAUGCCAACUGGUCCUACUGUCAAUCCUGUUGUCUUUUCUUCCAGUGCAAGUAGCCAAGCAACUGCAGGCUCUCCCCUUUUAACGCCUCAACAUAUGAACCAAAGUUACCCACCCAGCAGACCAAAUGUAGUAAAAAUUGCAGUUGCUAUGGCACCUCUUCCACGAUGGCCACCACCUUCAGCUGAUCAACCUACUUCAGCUUUUGCAUCACCAGCAUCUGCUUCAGAGACACAGGAUGGCAUGCACUGUGGAUUUGUUUCUAAUAAUCAAGUUAAUUCAGCACCAAGUCCCUUGUCAUCAACUUCAGAUGAUGAGGAUGAUGAUGAUGAAGCAGGUGUGGACUCUUCUACUUCAUCAUCAACAUCCACCAACACGUCACUUACCAACAACUAUGAUAGUUUGGAAGGUGGAAGCAGUCAAGACUUGUCAUCUUUAGCCACUAAACCACCUGCUCCAUCUGAUCCAAGUUCACUGAUGACAACUAAACAUAAUGCAUAUCCAACUCUUCAACAACCUCACCUGAAAGUAGCUUCUCCAUUGUGUUCUGUGCGACAGCCCACCAGUCCAGGAUAUUCUCCUGCAAUUCAACGGAUUACACAGCCAUUUUCAAAUGUUAAUCAGUUGUCAUCGAGAAUGGAGCAGCUAUUUUUUCAGAAUAAGCAACAGAUCGGGUCUCUGAAGCAAAUCAACCUUCUUCAAGAGCAUAAUAUUCUUCCAACUGUUCCAGUCCAGUGCCCUCAAUCAAGUUUAAGUCCAGAACUAAGAAAGCUUAAUUGCAGUCCAGACUUAUUCCGGUGCACCCUGAUGAAUGUUCCUCAGACUCAGGCUUUGCUGAACAAAGCAAAACUUCCCCUUGGGUUACUACUUCAUCCUUUCAGAGACCUGACGCAUUUACCUGUGAUUACGUCCAGCACCAUUGUCAGAUGUCGAACUUGCAGAACAUAUAUUAACCCGUUUGUAUCCUUCCUUGAUCAAAGGAGAUGGAAAUGUAAUCUGUGUUAUCGAGUUAAUGAUGUACCUGAAGAAUUUAUGUAUAACCCUUUGACCCACUCAUAUGGUGAGCCACAUAAACGGCCAGAGGUUCAAACUGCAACUGUGGAAUUUAUUGCUUCUUCAGAUUAUAUGCUGCGACCGCCUCAACCUGCUGUCUAUCUCUUUGUUUUUGAUGUUUCCCAUAAUGCUGUGGAAUCAGGAUAUCUGAACAUUUGUUGUCAGUCAUUGUUAGAAAACUUUGACAAGUUACCUGGAGACUCAAGAACCAGAAUAGGAUUUAUUACAUUUGACAGCACUGUUCACUUCUUCAACUUGCAGGAAGGGUUGGCACAGCCUCAAAUGUUGAUUGUGUCCGAGAUUGAAGAUAUCUUCAUACCUACUCCUGACAGCUUGUUGGUAAAUCUGCAUGAAAACGGAGAGCUUGUUAAAGAUUUACUGAAAGUGCUACCCACAAUAUUCACUAGCACAAGAGAGACCCAUAGUGCACUGGGGCCAGCUCUGCAGGCUGCAUUUAAACUUAUGUCUCCUACAGGAGGGCGCAUAUCUGUGUUCCAGACACAGUUACCGUCUGUUGGUGUGGGUCGACUUUUUUCAAGAGAAGAUCCUAACCAGCGAUCCACCAUAAAGGGGGUGCAGCACCUUGGUCCAGCCACAGACUUUUAUAAAAAGUUUGCUUUAGAUUGCUCAAGCCAGCAAGUGGCUGUGGAUCUCUUUCUGCUGAGUGGACAAUAUUCUGAUUUGGCUUCACUUGCUUGUAUGUCCAAAUAUUCUGCUGGAUCAGUGUUCUAUUAUCCAUCAUUCCAUCACGUUCACAAUCCUGCCCAGGCAGAGAAGUUUCAGAAAGACCUCAAACGUUACCUCGUGAGAAAAAUUGGCUUUGAAGCAGUUAUGAGGAUACGCUGCACAAAAGGUCUUUCAAUUCACACUUUUCACGGAAACUUCUUUGUGCGUUCCACUGAUCUGUUAUCCCUUGCUAAUAUAAAUCCCGAUUCAGGAUUUGCAGUGCAGAUGUCUAUCGAUGAAAGUCUGGCAGGCUCAUCUGUUGUAUGUUUUCAGGCUGCUUUGCUUUACACUUCAAGCAAAGGUGAGCGUCGGAUUCGAGUGCAUACUUUGUGUUUACCUGUUGUGAGUUCUGUGGCUGAAGUUUACUCAGGAGCAGAUGUACAGGCUAUUACUUGUCUUCUAGCCACUAUGGCUGUUGAUCGAUCUGUUUCCUCCAGUCUAUCUGAUGCCAGAGAUGCCUUGAUAAAUGCUGUGGUAGAUACCUUAUCUGCAUAUCGUUCCACAGUUUCUAAUCUCCAGCAAUCAGUUCUGGUGGCUCCAAACUCCCUCAGGCUGUUUGCCCUUUAUAUUCUAGCUCUGUUGAAACAGCAAGCAUUUAAAACUGGCUCCAGCAUUCGUUUGGAUGAACGGGUGUUUGCAAUGUGUGACAUGAAGACUCGGCCAUUAGUUCAUCUGAUGCUGAUGAUUCAUCCACACUUGUACAGAAUUGACAAUCUGUCUGAUGAGGGUUCUAUCACUGUUGGUGACAAAACCAUUCCUCAGCCACCUAUUAUGCAACUUUCUGCAGAAAGGCUGAUAAAAGAGGGUGCUUUCUUGAUGGAUUGUUGUUCUGUUAUAUACCUCUGGAUUGGAAAAUAUUGCAACAGCAGCUUUAUAAAUGAAGUGCUAGGAUUUUCUAACUAUGUUUCUGUUCCACAAACUAUGAAGUUUGAACUACCGGAAUUGGAUACAGCGUUAUCUCAAAGAGUUAGAAGUUUUGUUUCCUGGCUUCGAGAUAGCAGACCAUUUCUAUCAAUUAUUUACAUUGUGAAGGAUGAUGCUCCAUUCAAAACAAGUUUCUUUCACAAGUUAGUGGAAGACAGAACAGAAUCUGCAUUAUCGUAUUAUGAGUUUCUUCUUCACAUUCAGCAACAAAUCUCCAAAUAACAUUUAUAGUUCGUGAGUUGGAACUGAUCAGUCAUCAUCGUGUUUCUUGGUGGGAGGUUGGUAUGGUGUGGGUGAUGGAAGAGUUGGGGCAGAAUGGUCAUCUAAAGAGAAAUCCAUUUACCUUGGAGACUGGACUUGCUUUCAGCUACAUUGAUAUGUAUGUUUUCAAACAGUGUUUCAAUCUUGAUAAGAGUUUUACACUGACCUCAGGAAUAUGCAAAGCUGGUCAAUAAAAUUUACAGAUCUGCAGAAUAAAUUCCUGGUUACAACACUGAAAUGCCUGACUCUAUGCUACAAUAAAGAUUUUUAAAAAGCCACUUUCACUGCAGAGUUAUAAUAAUGACAUUAAAGAAUGGGUUUGAAUGUUUUUUUUCCUAGAUGGGGCAGGAACUUGGAGACCUUGUUACCUAAUACAAAAUUUGAUUUAUUUAUUGCCAUGUAUAAGGCCCAUUUUAUAGUUUUGUUAAUUUUGAUCCUAUUAAGUUUCUUGUAUGUAAUUUUAUCAGUGUAUAUGUUGAUUUUUCUUUUCAUUAGUGUUAUCAGUGUGUAGUAGACGUGAUGAUUAUAAAUGUAAGAACUUAUCCAGAAUGACUAGUGAGUGCAGUCUGCAUUAAGAUCACUUGCAGGGCUACUGAAUGUAGUUUCAGAAUGCACAUUAUAAAAGUCAGUGUGUAUAUAUAGAAGUUAAUUUUAUAAUGUAUAAAAAGUAGCCUCGUUUUUUGGUUAAAUUACAAUGGAAAGAAUAAACUGUAUGCAACAGUGUUGAAUGUUUUGUUAUCAAAUUCCUCCUGUCCCAUGCAGACCAUUUAGGGCUCAAGGAUCUGAAUGCAGGUCUUCUAUGCUGUCUGUCAAUUCAAACCACAAGUGUGUUGUCAAAUUUAACAAAAAACAUUUUUAAAUAUUUUGUUUUGUGUUGAAUUAUAAGUGCUCUGUAGGGUUUUCAGUUUUAGCUUUAUUUUAUAUUGAACCUUGUAUUGCUAGGGCUGAUAAAAUGGACAGAUUGUUUUAUUGUACAAUCAACACUCCACACUGUGGUCAGCUGAAAUCUCAAGAAACAAAAGAAAACUGAAUGUGUACAACAGCUCUAACUAAAUAAAUGUAUAGGAUGUAAUGGGAAGUUUAGAAAACCAACAUAUGAAUAAAUAACUUCAUGAACUUCAAACUGUAAGACCUGGUAUGUUCCACUGCUUAAAUUAAGCAAAAUAUUAAAUGCAGCAUUUAUCUGAAAUAUAUUGUCUAUUUUUGGAUUAGAAAAAUCUUAACAAGUGCAUGAGUAAUUCCAAUUGUUUUACAUUUAUGAAUAAAACAUUGCAAAUAUAUUGGCCUCGCACGAGAAAUAUUCCAAAAAGAAUGUAGCAUAAGACAACUCAUCUGAAGCUGACUAAUCAAACUAUGUCAAGUUAAGUCUGUCCUUCGACAGAGAAAAUCUUGGUGAGAAGCAAUUAGAAAACAAUGAAAUUGUUGAAAGAGAAUUUUGUAUUUCAUAGUUUUAAAGUUUUCAAAAGUCACUUCUCACCAAUAUUCAAGGGCAUGGAUAUUUAGUCAAUAGACAUUAAAGUAGGUGUAUUUGCAAUGGGUCAGGAAUUGACCAGGAAUGGACUGUAUUGUGAGCAGAAAGUACACCUAUAUAGUCAAAUUGAAUAACUAUGAGUAAUUAUGGAAAAAUAUUUUAAACCCUGGCUUGUAAUUGGUCAAAGUAAAAUCUAUAAAUAUUGACUAAAUGUUUUUGU
Messenger RNA from Mobula hypostoma (lesser devil ray), 5671 nucleotides. RefSeq names its product protein transport protein Sec24B-like. Lineage: Eukaryota; Metazoa; Chordata; Chondrichthyes; Myliobatiformes; Myliobatidae. Bases 369 to 3941 code for a protein of 1190 amino acids. The record is from RefSeq and is a predicted model, not a curated record. Gene Ontology annotation, biological process: endoplasmic reticulum to Golgi vesicle-mediated transport; intracellular protein transport; COPII-coated vesicle cargo loading. The transcript has 26 exons. Gene Ontology annotation, molecular function: SNARE binding; zinc ion binding. Gene Ontology annotation, cellular component: COPII vesicle coat; endoplasmic reticulum exit site.